CACAGGCCAGUGCCAUGUUGGUGAACAUGCUCAAUAAAGAUGUGGUGGAAAAGUUAGGCGAGGAGGUGUGGACAGAGUUUGCCUCAUCAACAUUUGCCACACUUACAAAGGUCAUAUGUGGUACCACAAAGGACAACUAUUUUGAGAAACUGAUGCACAACAUAUUGCAAAUCCUCAUCAAGAUCUCCUCACUGGCAGGUCCAGCUCAGGGGUGUGUGUUAUCUACAGACAGCCAGACUCAUUUGAUAGAUCUGCUUCCACGAUGCAGCAAAGAGAAUCGUCGCUUGGCUCGCAUGUUAUUGAGGAAAGCAAACCCAGAUUUUGAGAAAGAGCCAAGUGGAAAGAAGAAUGAGGGGACGAAAAAGAAGAAAAGAAAAAUAAAGGAAGAUCAUGCAAACUCAUCAGAAAAAGUGGAAGUUUCAACAGAUAUUAAAGUAAACGGUGAGGUGGGAGGUUCACCAGCUAAAGUAAAGAAAAUCCAGGGAAAGGAUGAAAAUGUUCCUGUUAAAGUGAAGAAAGCAAAGAAAAAGAAAGACGUGAAAUCUGCACAGAAACAGUCCAACAUGAUGGAUGUAACAACUUGAUGGGAGGUCUUUUGAUAGUUGACAUUAAAACUGAUAUCUGAUAGGCAGAGGUCAUGACCUUGGCAGUUUGUUCUAGAAAACAAACAAGUGUUAAGGGCUCAGGUCUGUAACUUGUGUAAAAUUUGCUUCAGAAAGCAUUUAUUUGAUGUAUCAGGCUGUAAUCUUGUGCAGACUCAGGUCUGUAACUUGUGUAAAAUUUGCUUCAGAAAGCAUUUAUUUGAUGUAUCGGGCUGUAAUCUUGUGCAAGUUCACAGUGCAUCAUGAAGUUUGAUAGGAUGUGUGUUUGUUGAGGGGUCAUGGUUGCUUUGUAGUAGAUUAUUUAGGUUGAGAGGAUGUGUGAGAGUCUGUAUGGUUACAGAAACAGAUUCAUCUUAUUGUAGACCUGGGCUGUUUUCGUUUAUCGCGGUCCAAAUGGUUGGACCAAUUGGACCCCGAGUUGUUCUUUUAUGAAAUACGAACCUAGUGACAUUUUGUUGUUUUCAGACAAGCUUUGUCAAGGCAUGCAUUAACAUCUGCAGGUCCGUCAAGAUAUACACCUGAAAUAUUACAUUUAAAAACAGAUGAACCGGUUUGUCCACAUAAACAAACAGGCCCCUGUUGCUCUCCGAAUUUCUGGGGUAGUCUCCCUAUAUUUUAACUCGUAGAACCUUCUACAUUUUCAUGACUUUGCUUCAUUUGUAUCGACAUGUAUUCAUAUGUGGUUUAAUACAUUGCAUCGAGAAGCUUGAGCAUUAAUAUUGUACCAUUAUUGUUACACAAGAUAUGAUUUUAAAGACAUUCUAUCAAUUGUAUGCUCCCCCGGUAGAUAUUAUGAUUUUAAAGACAUUCUAUCAAUUGUAUGCUCCCCCAGUAGAUAGUCCAGACAUUGGCAGCUAUGCCAUAUUUAGAGACUGCUGUACAAUAUAAUAUCUUAUUAAUAUUUGUUAAAUUGAUUACAUUGAAAUUGUGUAUAUUUUGUACAUAAUGCUGUAACAGUAAAUAAAUUUUAUAUGUGAAGAGUAUGUUACAGUUUCAAUGAUCUUUAUAUGUGUUGUGGGUACAUCAAUAAUCUGUGCUUUCAAUUCUGUCACGAAGAUUUUAUAAAAGACAGUAAAACCCUCACAAGGGCUUUUCCAGUAUAUAUAUAUCCAACGGAAGUCAGACAUAGAGCAAUUUUAGGAAUGGCGGGUGCUUGAGAAUGCAGCCUAUUAUACAAAUGUAGUUCUGUCUGGAUUGAAUCACUUCUAAUACUAGGUGGUCCCUGUCUGACACACCUGAAGUCUUCCCAUUGGGAAGAUAUAUUCACUGGAAUAUGGAGUCUUCCCAUUAGGUAGAUAUAUUCACUGGAAUAUGGAGUCCUCCCAUUGGGUAGAUAUUUCACUGGAAUAUGGAGUCUUCCCAUUGGGUAGAUAUUUCACUGGAAUAUGGAGUCUUCCCAUUGGGUAGAUAUUUCACUGGAAUAUGGAGUCCUCCCAUUGGGUAGAUAUUUCACUGGAAUAUCGAGUCUUCCCAUUGGGUAGAUAUUUUACUGGAAUAUGGAGUCCUCCCAUUGGGUAGAUAUUUCACUGGAAUAUGGAGUCUUCCCAUUGGGUAGAUAUUUCACUGGAAUAUGGAGUCCUCCCAUUGGGUAGAUAUUUUACUGGAAUAUGGAGUCCUCCCAUUGGGUAGAUAUUUCACUGGAAUAGCCCUGCCUAAGUAAAAAUUCAGUACCAUCAGAAAAAAUUGUAUAAAUUAUAUAUGUGUACUUGGUUAUCUCGAAAAAAUUUUCAUGGCUCCAUUGAAUUCAAGAUAACAAGGUACAGCUGUAGUACAAGCAUCAGGCCCAAUGGGCCUGAAUCAGUUGUUUCUGUGAUGUUUUUUUUACUGAUGACAAUAACAAUAACAAUGCAGACUUACUUUUAUUUCAAACUCGUUCUGAUUACGACACGCCUUAGUGUCGAAACUAGUAAACAUUUGGAUUUCAGUUUUGAAACCCAGCUAGAGGUUGUCAUGGUCAUUUUUUACCUCUGAAUGCAGAAUUACUGGUAAACAGAAAACAAUGACAAUACAUUGUAUUAAAAAAUGUGAUUUUUAUUAUUCAAAAUAAGAAUAUGAAAUUCUACUCCCCAUAGAAUAUAUAGGGUAAAAAUAUGAAAUCUGUGGCUUUUUCUGAGACAAGCAUAUACACAAUAAUAAUUAUAAUUUACAUGAAAAAAAAACCCUAAUGACUAUCGAUAUUAAGUCAAUACAAAAAGAAUGAUUGAAUUGGAUUUUUUAAAAAUAUAGUUAACCGGUAAAAUUGUAAACGAUUUGAUUUCAAAAUACAAUAACUUUGUGUAAUUAUGAAGCACAACACUCCUUUAACAUACAGUAAAGAAUCAUCAGGAAGGAUCAUGAAAUUGAAUGAUAGAUCGAGUCAUGAUAUUUAAAGAAAGAUUUACAAUUCAAAGCAGGUUUUUUUUUCCCAAACUUACAUGAUCUCUAGAUGUGAUACAAUUCAUAGCAGGUCUUUUUCAGAACUUCAGUGAUCUCUUGGAUCAAAGAUAGAAAACAAUUCAUAGCAGGCCUUUUUCAGAACUUCCAUGAUUUCAAGACAAAUUAUUUUCAUUCUUAUUCUUAUUUUAAAGAACAUGUACCAAAUUGAAUGAAAAACACUCCGUAGUCUAGGAGACAAGACUACUUUAAUUAGUACACCUCAUCUAUCUGAUGUUUUAAGAGACGAGCACAUUUCACCAACCCUACCAGUAAAUACAGCUAUAUCAAUUUGUAAGAAUGUCAAAUAUCACAGAGGAUCUUGAUAUCUUGUAUUAAUUAUAGAGACUGGUAAUUUUAUCAACUAAUAAUGAUGACGACAAAAUGUGUAUUAUUUUCAACAUUUCCUAGUUAUAAUAGUCUCAUAAAUAAUGUGUCAUGCAUUUAGUAAGAUACAUUCAACAAUUAAAUCUACGAGGGAAAGUACUGGAAAUGUCAACCAUCCACAGAACUCUGUUAAUAUUUCUGAUCAGUUUGAAUUAGUAUCACUUUAAUUAUUUAACUGUGGCAAGAUAUACUAUUUGUGUUUCAAAAUGAAUGAUUUUAAACAUUAUUUUUUAAGAAAAAGAAACAAAUUUGAUAAUAAUUGACACAAUGUUACCUAUAACUAGUCAGAGUUAUAUACAUAUACACUCUUAACAGACAUUCACUCAAAAUAUUUCAAAACUAAACUUGUACCUUAUGGACAGGUGAUUGUAGAGUUUACUUAUAUAUAAUUCUAAAUGACUUCACAUCUUAAUGUUUCUCAAUUAGAGCUUACACUUCAUAACCUGACCAAAACAGAAGCUAUCCAUUACAGGUUUUGAAUGAAGCCAUGAGAAAAAACAAAUGACUGCAAAAUAUCGAAACAACAAUAAAUUUGUUCAUAUUGAAACAAAUACAAUUAAAUUGUUCAUUUGAUAAAAAAAAAAAAAAAAAAAUU
Messenger RNA from Pecten maximus, 3996 nucleotides. RefSeq lists its product as uncharacterized. The record is from RefSeq and is a predicted model, not a curated record. The coding region runs from base 15 to 584 and encodes 189 amino acids. The transcript is spliced from 5 exons. NCBI's taxonomy places the organism in Eukaryota, Metazoa, Mollusca, Bivalvia, Pectinida, Pectinidae.